Molecule: messenger RNA, 3258 nt
Organism: Lates calcarifer (barramundi perch)
Lineage: Eukaryota; Metazoa; Chordata; Actinopteri; Centropomidae
Product: gap junction beta-7 protein-like
Exons: 2
Coding region: 269-1060 (263 amino acids)
Biological process (GO): cell communication
Cellular component (GO): connexin complex
Source: RefSeq, a predicted model, not a curated record
CACAUCACUUCAUGUGAACCUUUCUCUCCAACAGGUGAAUUAGAGGAAGGUUCCUGGUUACGCGAUUACUAGUAAUUCACAGUAAACAAAAGAGAAAGUAUGUGACACAUAUCAUACGUUGUUGACUGUUGGAGUCUGUCUGGAUAAGGUGUGGCACCCAGCUGUCCCCUGCAGGUGUGCAGGCAGGAGGAUACACAGUACAGACCGACACCACCUGCUGUUACACGGAGAAGAAAUCCCUUGGGCACCGCCGGAGUCUCAGAGGAAGAUGAACUGGAGCUUUUUGGAGAAUGUCCUCAGUGGGGUGAACAAAUACUCCACUGUGAUCGGGCGCAUUUGGCUCUCUGUGGUCUUUCUCUUCAGAAUCUUGGUUUAUGUGGCAGCAGCUGAGCAGGUGUGGAAGGAUGAGCAGAAGGAUUUUGUGUGCAACACCCAGCAGCCCGGCUGUGAGAACGCCUGCUUCGACCACUUCUUCCCCAUCUCACAGGUGCGUCUGUGGGCCCUACAGCUUAUCAUGGUGUCCACCCCAUGCCUGCUGGUUGCCCUGCAUGUGGCCUACAGGGAACACCGAGAGGCCAAACACAAGCGAAAACUGUACCAGGACAAAGGGAGCAUUGAUGGAGGUCUGUUCUGCACCUACACAGUCAGCUUGGUCUUCAAGAUAUCCUUUGAGGUGGGCUCCUUGCUCGCUUUCUACUUCCUGUACAACGGCUUUGAGGUGCCUAUACUGCUCCGCUGCAGCCAGAGUCCCUGUCCCAACACAGUGGAUUGUUACAUAGCCAGAGCCAAAGAGAAGAUGAUCUUCCUCUACAUCAUGGGCUGCACCUCCAUUCUGUGUAUCACUCUGAAUGUUGUGGAGCUCAUGUACAUUAUUUGGAAACAGUUGUGGAAAUGUUUCACCAGGCGGUACAUCCCUGUGGAGGAGAGUACUCUCUGUCACAGCCAGCCACCUGUUUCCAUUGUCAACAAGUUUGUCUCUGCUGAGCCCACAUCUAAUACAGACACCAGCACCACACAUCCACUGCUGAAAACCAGCCUGUCCAGUCCUAGAGGGCAGUGACUGACUGAGGCUUGUUCUCAUCUCAAAGUGAAACUACAGUGAAACCUUGUUUAACCUGAUACACUGCCCACAGGUGUCACUCUACAAUCUGUAAUAUUAAAGAAGAGAGCUAAAAAGAUCUUAUGCUAGUGAUAAGCAUAUUAACAGGGAGGGAAUGAUCUAUGCAGUAAUGCAUCUUAAAACCAAUGCAUCUCCUGGAGCUGAUGGCGCCUCAGCUGAGUUCUACUAAUCUGUGACUGGACAACAUGCUUUUUUCCCCAUUAUGAAGAGCAUAGAAGGAACCCCUCCCCUUUUAUAUUUUCUUCCCUCUUUUGUAAAACCAUUAUUAUAAGUAAGUAUAAUAAUAGUGAAAUAUCAUAGAAGGGAUCUCUGUUGUUGUUUGAGAAAUUCUUGUUACCCAUCUUGCUGAUGAUUCUAUUUUUACAACACAAAACUCAAGCACCUGCUGCAAAAAGUAAUAGAAUCUGUUUCUGGAGCCUCUAGUCAGUGUUUAAAAAGUGUGAAUUGUUAUGACUCUAAAUUUUUUUUAUUGUUCUCCGUCUCUGACAGGCCUAUAUAGUCAGGGGUGAGUUGACAGUUAGAAAAUUACAAUUACCACUUAAGAAUGAUAAUAUUAUCCUAAAUGUAAUAUUCAAAAAGUCAAAGAAAAAAUGUACUCAGCUGUUGCAAAGAUGUUUAUUUUUAAAAGGAACAGCCAAUUAGAGGGUAUCUUACACCUCACAUAUGCUGCAGAUAAAUAUCCAAAUACAGGAAGAACAGGAUUUUCAGCCACCAUUUUAGCUUUGAAAACAGACUAGAGAAUUCAACUAGGACUGAGUGACAUGAUGGAAGUAUCUCAGUGGCAGCCAUGAUAAGAGCUGGUUGAACUCUAGAUGUUGAGGAAAGGAGCUUCAUUGCUGCCUAACUUAUCUUCUUCAGCAAAAAAUACACUGGACCUUUCUUUACUAAAAGAAAGCAGAUAAUGCAAUUCUUUGCAGCAGCAGCGUUUAAAGGGACCUGCCUCAGCAGACCCACGUACAUGUAGAAACAACAGAGUACCUAUUUUAUGUUUGUGACAUGAUCAAAAACUUAUGGAAAUCCUUCAUGCUUGGCUGAGCUUCUUAUCCAUAAAAGCAGAUUUAAUCUCUUUCUGACUUUAGUUAAGAGUCAUCAUGAAAAACAAACAUACCAUAUACAUAAAUGUCAUUUCACUAAAUACCCCCAAUUGUAGAGUGCACUAAAAAAAUGUAUUCUUAAAUUUCUACUUAACAUACGUAUAAGAACAUCAAAGUGCCAACGGCAGGAAACUUGAUAUACUAUCUGAAUAUACUCUGACCCCUUUUCAAUUCCUUAAUUUUACUAUACCAUUAUUUUAAUAGAGCAACUUACUUACUGACCAGUCAUGUAGUCAUGUUGUCAUAUUAUCGUCCCGAGACCCUGUGUCCUCAUAUUGGAACAUUACAUUUUGGGUUUGUCACACCUUAAUUUUACUAAACUUAGACCUAUUGCGCAUGUUAGUUGACACUUAUUUGUCCAAUCUAGUGUUCUCAGUGCACUCAACAGUGUAAACAAGAGGCAGCAGUCUCUGUCAACACAAUCUAUAGCCAAGAUCAAGAUAAAAAUAUAAGAGGAACAAAAUCAAUCAAAUUCUAUGGUUGAAACUUGCUUUUUUAUGCUCAAUAACAUCUGUUGCUUGAUAUAGUAUACAAAUUUGACAAGACAACAAACAUGACAACAGGACGUUACUAUUUAUAUUUGCAGCCAUGACAUAACAGCCAUGUUUAGGCAUUGAGAUACAAAGUUUUAUACACUGAUGACUUUAUUAUGUUAUACAGUAUAAUAAACCCAUUGUCCCCAUAUGCCGACUUCAUUUUUUUCAAAAAACACCUCCUGUUCAAACACAUGAUUUAGUUUUUAUACUAAUCAGGUUAUAUCAAUUCAAAAAAACUAGGAGAGAUUAAAAAUACAACCAUAGGAGGUUAAUUCAACAUUUUAAGCCUGUUUGUUUUGUUUUAAUCUUUAUUGAUAACAUUAUAUAUUUUGUUGUUACUUCCUGUGAGUUACUGAUGGUUAAGUGUUCCCUGUGUAUAAAAUGAAAACAUCCUUUUCUGAGGAGGUGUGAUUCUGUGUUGGACAGGAAACCUUACUAACUGUAGCCUACACUACAGCACUGAGUUCGUCACUGUACAUAUCUUCUAUGUUUCAUAAAUAAAGUUAUC